Limanda limanda (common dab) is the source of this 993-nucleotide messenger RNA. It is a transcript of the gene ctss1, whose product is annotated as cathepsin S, ortholog 1. Gene Ontology annotation, molecular function: cysteine-type endopeptidase activity. Gene Ontology annotation, biological process: immune response. Gene Ontology annotation, cellular component: lysosome. The coding region runs from base 1 to 993 and encodes 330 amino acids. The record is from RefSeq and is a predicted model, not a curated record. The transcript has 7 exons. Lineage: Eukaryota; Metazoa; Chordata; Actinopteri; Pleuronectiformes; Pleuronectidae.
AUGCACAUUUCGCAUGUGGUGUUGCUCUUGGCCCUUCUGGUCCUCGGCCACUCUUCACCUGCUGUAGAUAAGACGUGGGAGGAGUGGAGAGUCAAUAAUCGCAGGGUUUAUGACAACGAGAUGGAGAGCAGCUUCAGGAGAACGGUGUGGCAGAAGAACGUGAACUUGGUGCUGAGACACAACCAGGAGGCGUCAGCAGGAAAACACACCUUCACUUUGGGACUGAACCACCUGGCGGACAUGACAGCCGAGGAGAUCAACGAGAGGCUGAACGGUCUGAGGCCGGAGGAGCUGCUUCUUCUCAGGAACGACACGUUCAAGAGAGCGAGCGGCUCAGCGACGCCUCCGAGUGUUGACUGGAGGAAGGAGGGCCUGGUCAGUGCUGUGCAGAACCAAGGCUUAUGUGGGUCGUGCUGGGCCUUCAGCUCUCUGGGGGCUCUCGAGGGACAGAUAGCGAAGCGAACCGGCGUCCUCGUCCCCCUGAGUCCACAGAACCUGCUGGACUGCAGCACCACCGACGGUAACCAUGGCUGCAGAGGAGGAUACAUCUCGAAAGCCUUCACAUACGUCAUCCGCAAUGGAGGCGUCGACUCCGAGAGAUAUUACCCCUACGAACACCAGAACGGGAAAUGUCGUUACUCUGAGAAAGGAAAAGCUGGAUUCUGCUCUAAUUUUCACGUCCUGCCACAAGGAGACGAGCGCGCUCUGCAGGAAGUGACGGCCUCAGUGGGACCUGUCGCUGUGGCUGUGAACGCCGUGCUGCCGUCGUUCCACCUGUACAGAGGAGGUUUAUACAACGUCCCGAACUGCAACCCGAGGUUUAUAAAUCACGCCGUCCUGGUUGUGGGAUACGGCACCGACAAUGGACAAGACUACUGGCUGGUGAAAAACAGUUGGGGAGCUGGGUGGGGAGAGGAAGGCUUCAUCCGAAUAGCGAGGAACAAGAAGAACCUCUGCGGCAUUGCCAGCUUUGCAGUUUAUCCAACUCUGUGA